Acanthosepion pharaonis is the source of this 1302-nucleotide messenger RNA. The record is from the annotation of a GenBank genome assembly. NCBI's taxonomy places the organism in Eukaryota, Metazoa, Mollusca, Cephalopoda, Sepiida, Sepiidae.
AUGGGACAAGCUGCUAGCAGACAAGAGAAAUUUUGGGAAGCCUGUGGAUAUGGCAGGGUUUCAGAGGUGAAGAAAUAUAUCAAGGAAGGAUCUAUUGAUAUCAAUUGGGUUUCCUAUACGCAUGAUUGUUGCCCUAUACACGUGGCAUCUCAAGGCAAGCAAGAAAUUGUGAAGAUGCUAAUUGAGGCUGGAUCUAAAGUAAACGUCAAAGACAAUCGAGGCAACCUUCCACUUCAUCAUGCUGCCAUGAAGGGUCACUCCUCUAUCAUCAAAAUUCUCAUUGAUGCUGGCUCUGAAAUCAACGUACAAGACAAGAAUGGAUGGAGUCCAUUGCAUUGUGCUGCCUAUUGGUGCCACCCAGAAGCUGUUGAUGUCCUCAUUGAACACGGAUGUGAUAUUUCUUUGCUCAACAAGGACCAGCGCAGUGCCUUGCAUGAAACUUGUCGAAGUCCUGAACAGAAUGAACAGAAACUGGGCCAGAUUGCUAAAAUCCUCAUAGACAAAGGCAGCGAUAUUAACAUCAAAAGUAGUGAUGAGGGGGAGGCUGAUUUCACUCCUCUCAUGUUUGCCGCCUACCACAGCCAUCCAGAUGUUGCCAAAGCUCUGCUUGAUGCCAAGUGUGAUAUUCAUGCUGUUGGAACAAAUGGAUGGACAGCCCUCCAUUGGGCCACAGACCGGGACCAUCAGGAGUUGGUGUAUUUGCUGCUUGAAGCAGGAGCAGACCCCACCAUCAAAGGGGAGAGAGGCGAAUUGGCCAGUGAACGGACUAAGGACAAAGAAUUGAAAAAUACUCUUCGCAAUGCUGAGAAAAUGUUCAAAGAGCUCAGCCUAUUAGAUGCUGCUGACCGUGCCCUGCAAACGAAAACUGCAAUCAGUUCUGGGGUCAUAUUAAGCAGUGAUAAAGUGUCACCCACAGAAUCCGAUAAAGGCUUCUCUUCACUGAGUUCCCCCAGCUCCAAGAGUGCUCCCCUUGUAGAAGAAGAGCUAACAGCUGAUCUGAGUGAUGAUGAAGAUGCCUCUGACCGGAUUAAGAACGAUGAUGACACAGUGAGUGAAGAUCCCUUAAAAGAAUGCAACAUUGAAGAGUAUCCACGUGAUGAUACUGAAAUUGAAUGCAAUCGGUUGGAUGAUUUUGAAAAGAACAAGAUUAACUGUUCCGGGAUGACUAACAGGAGAUUGUACGAUGAUGACGAUGACGAUCUUCUCCAAGAAGAAGAUUCCCUUUUGAGAGACGAAGAUGAUCUUUUGAGGGAUGAUGACGAUCGAGAUAUUGAACUAUACGAGCCAGAAACUGUUUAUUAA